Lodderomyces margitis is the source of this 873-nucleotide messenger RNA. RefSeq lists its product as uncharacterized. The transcript has a single exon. The coding region runs from base 1 to 873 and encodes 290 amino acids. The record is from RefSeq and is a predicted model, not a curated record. Lineage: Eukaryota; Fungi; Ascomycota; Pichiomycetes; Serinales; Debaryomycetaceae.
AUGAUGUUUUCAACCAGUUGUUUUCUUCUUCAAAUUUGCUUGCUUAUUCAGCUUUUAGUCACGAAUGUUUUAGGAAAUCAAAUUGUUGGUGAUAUAUUGUACGUACGUGCUGGACUUGACUCCAGGAUUGUUGUCAGAGAAGUACGCGAGGGGAAUGUGCCUUUGGAUUUGAAAAUUGAUGACGUAGUCAAGAAGGACCAUUUUAACUUUAUAAUCAAUCUAGAUGCGGUAGAGUAUAUCCAAAAUCAAAACUUGGGUACUGAUGGUGCAAGUCAAGGAGACAAUGCUUUGAUCCAAUUGGCACAAAAGUAUAUCCCACCUGAAAGCUUGGCUUCAACAUCUAUUAUCGAGAGUAUUUUCACUGGAGUUGCCAACCUAAUUGGGCCAUACAUUGGCAGAACAUUCCAAUUUGUAUUCCAGAACUUCAUUUUUAAAUACAUCAAGUACGUCUACUUUUGGGUAUACCAAAUUUCAAAGUACACCAUUAAAAUCUCUGGAUUAUACCUUGAUAGCGUUGAUACCCCAGAAAAAUGUUUUUAUGGAUUGGAUUGGAUUGAAACACAAGCCCAUGGAAUAUACUUGGUUGGAUGGGAAACAUUCACCUUGAAUGAUAAUUGCCAAGAGACAAUCAGCUCCAAGUCCAUCGAAACUAUACUUUUACAAGCUCAUUCAUUUACUAAUGAGGACAGCCACUGUGAAUUUUACAGAAAUGAACCAAAUGCUGAUGCCGGAGAAUGGUAUGCUGACAUUCGUACGUUGUCAAGCACUUCAAGUGAGAAUAUAUGGGAUUUAAAGUGUCCCAAUUCACCAGCAGGCAACAAAAAGGAAUCAAUUUUGACUACCAUUUUGACAUUUCUUAAAACUGUCACUUAA